Octopus bimaculoides (California two-spot octopus) is the source of this 1474-nucleotide messenger RNA. RefSeq lists its product as uncharacterized. Gene Ontology annotation, molecular function: RNA polymerase II general transcription initiation factor activity. Lineage: Eukaryota; Metazoa; Mollusca; Cephalopoda; Octopoda; Octopodidae. Gene Ontology annotation, biological process: snRNA transcription. Gene Ontology annotation, cellular component: nuclear body. The record is from RefSeq and is a predicted model, not a curated record.
CGUAAUUUACCGGUUUGACGAAAAAGAGAUCGACGGAUUAUGCUCAAUACUUAAAAGAUGAGCACUGGACUCAAUUCAAUCGACAAAAUUCCUUGAAGGCAGUAUCUUAGCAUGGCCGCAGUUCAAUGACUGAAACAGUUUAAUCUCUAAGAUGAAACCUGAAUCCAAAAGAGUUAUUCGACAGGUCCAGCAAAAUUUUGACCAUUCAAUUUGGACCAUAAAUGAUCGCAAAUGUUUGUCAAAGGCUUUAAAAAGCCUUUCCGUUGAUGAAAUCAAAGAGAAUGCUAAACAUAUCUUUGAAAAUAAAUCCCCUCUUGAGAUUGAUUGUUUUAUCAAGAGGUUGCACCACAGCCGAGAAUCAUAUACAAAAAUUAAGAAUUGCAAUCCUGAGUUCAAGUAUAUUGACUGUAUUAAUCUUUGGUCACAGUUGAUGUAUGACAUAAUUGGUGAUAAAGCACAUGAUAACACCUCUCUGAUGAUUGGAAAGUUAAUGUCACUGAUUGGUAACAAUGAAGUUCCAAAAAAUCCAGAGAAGACAAACAGUGUUAAUUACAAAGACAUUUAUGAUUAUUUGGCAUGUAUGUUAAUGGGAUUACCAGCACCACCACUGAAACCUUUAGAAUCUGCUGUCAUCCUAGAACUUCUUGAAACAAUGUUGUGUAAGCUGUCUGUUUCCAAUCUUGAAGCACAUAAAAAGAUGUUACUAUGGAAAUAUGAUGCAUUGACUGGAAAGCAUGAAGGCCCAAGCAAGCAGCAGAUACAGAAGGCUUUAGAGAAUGAUUUUCAAUACCUUGAUACAGCAGAUCUAUCUGAGUCAGCUAGAAAAAAGUUACUAGAGCCUGAACGAAAACGAGGAAAACAACAAGAACUUCUUCAUCAAUUGCUGACAAAACGCAACAGAGUUGUCAAAAAGCCUAAACUGAAACAUGUAUUGAAGGAGGAAACUGAUAAAAACAGUACUGUGAUUUAUGAAAUUCAACAUAUUGAUGAACUAUUACCCGAUGGUACCAAAGCUACUGUGGUGAAAUUAAAUCCAAUCGUAGUUAGUCUAGCUGACCCCACAAUGAAACCUUUGUGGGAAAAUAAGGAAGAACCAACCUUAGCAACUGAUUCAGAGGAAAAUUCUAGGAAAACCACUCCUGCUGAUGAUAAUGAAAAGGCUUCCCAGUCAAAAGAGAUGGACACAACUUCUAAGUACUCACUUCAGAUAGAUAAAGCAAGUUCAGCUGACUUAGUUGGAGAUGUAGCAGGUUUUAGUAGGUCACAAGAAACAGUUAAACAUCCAGGAGAAGAGGAUGAUGCUAUCUCUAGAAAAUUUCAAAAAAUGGAAGAUUAUAGCCAAGGUUUUCCUAAACCUUUGAAUAGUCUUAUGUUUAUGCCAGACACUCUUUGGAUAAAUCCUUUCUGCAUUCCUUCUCAUCUAAUUGGUAUUGAAGUAUCUGAAAUCAAUCAAUAAAAAACAUUUCAUUUUUCA